This is a messenger RNA of Symbiodinium sp. CCMP2592, 2439 nucleotides long. The record is from the annotation of a GenBank genome assembly. NCBI's taxonomy places the organism in Eukaryota, Dinophyceae, Suessiales, Symbiodiniaceae.
AUGGAUGCCAUCACGCGGCAGGUAUUCCUCAGCAUCCCCAUGGAGCCCAUCAUGCAUGGCCACACCAAAAGCACAGUGACGGUACUCUUUUUCCACUCAGCGAAGGCUCUCUCACUCGUACCCGGUCUCGCAGAUGCAGAGGAGGUACUUGUAGAAGGAUUCGACGGCCUCGGACUUGUAGAGCCUCUCUUCCGUACCCCAGCUGCGCCCAUCGGUCUUGGCGGACAGCCCAAGGGCAGCAUUCGGGCGUCCAGCUCCUUGGACCUUCCGCUCGUUGGCCUCGCAGGCCUCGUAGUAAGACCUGGUGACCUCGGUCGCGGUCUUCAGCUUGUCGGGCACGGCACCUUGAAUUCGUCGGCGGCGGCCUCAGCGGGGAACUUGUGGAUCGUCUCUGCUGCGUCCUUCGAGAACUUUCACAGAUCCGCGAAGGUGGCGCUGUCCGAGGAACUUCUUAAAGAUCUUGGCAAGGGACGGAUCUUCUCCGUUCGGGAGGUCCUGGCUGAACUCGUCGCUCUUGCGGAGCUUCUUGCCGACAUGGUGCCCGAGCACCGCCUCACUGCGGCGCUGAUUUUCGAGUUCGGAGCCCAGGCGGCAGAGCUGGCCAGGAGUCUAGCGUCGUCGACGACAUCCAAGAUAAUGAAAACGAGCAGAUCACCUUGGAAGUUGGCUGCUGCCAGCAUCCGACCGGCUCUGGGCGAGGAGAGGGGCACAGGCCUCACCUUCCGGCAGUUUACUGCGUGGUCUCGCCGCAUGAAGGAAGCCGAGAUUGCUGAAUAUGUACGCCAGUUCAAAAAGUUUGACCAGAGCGGCGACGGCGUUUUGGAUCGUGCAGAGGUGAAGACGCUGCUGGCAGAGAUGGGGUACACGCCUAUGCGGUCCAAUGUGGAUGAUCUUUUCCAGGCAGUAGACACGGACGAAGACAAUACCAUCAACCUGGAAGAGUAUUUGGAUGUCAUGGACUACUUCAAGAAGUGGGAUGGGUUUACUGGCGAUCAGGCGGAGGAGCUGCAGAAUCUGUUCAACAGGUACAAGGACAGCAAUGGCGAAGUCUCAUCCAUUCAGACGCUCAGCAUGAUUCAAGUGGAUGUGGACGGAACACACUCUGUGGACUUCAAGGACACAACGUUCGCUUCGAUCAGUGAGUUGACGGAUGCCAAGGAGGCCUUCUUCCUCACACUCCAGGCGGAACAAGCUGGAGCCGCUGCAACCUUUGACUCUGAGAGCCUCACGAUCCGGCCUGCCCCUCCGAUGAAGAGUUUGUUGUUCACAGCAGCUUCCGUAGCUGCUCCAGCUUUGAUAUGUCUUCAAGAGUGGAGCGAAGACUUGAUGAUCCCAGUGCACAUCCUGAACAUCCAGACCGACUCGCGUGAGCUCAAGUACACGGAAGAUGGCAAGGUGGACUUCGACAACCUUGUAGGGUUGAUCGCUGCAUGGCCGCAAGUGCAAGCGGCCAGCUAUGGCGAAGAGGAGAUUCGGGAUUUCCGGAGGGCCUUCGACGAGUUCGAUGUCGACCACAGCGAUGCGUCACUUGCCCGCAGCCACAUCUCCGAGCUCGUGUCCUUGCCAAAUGUUGAGGUCAACACCUCGAGCCACUCUAGCCUGCAAUACGUACCAUCGCAGCGCACUUUGGUCUCGUCGCUACCUUCCAUGCCCCAGAUCCGUUUAUGGAUCGAUCGAGACGAGAUGGGUGCCUUGCUAAAGCCGCUGGGCUUGGAGCUCAAGACGAAGGAUGACCAGAAGUACCUGCGUCUCAUGAAUCUUCUCAAUGCUGCCCGUGCCUCUGCAGCCGAGAGCGGCGUGGAUGCGGUGCAAUGCCACGUGCCCAGACGCUGGCAGAGUCGAUGCACGAAGAAGAUCUUUCCCAUUUUCGUGCAGUUUGCACAGCUCGUGCAUCAUUGUGGCAAGAUGAACACUGCGGUCGUGCGCUUUCCUGUGUUUGUGCACAUGUGCCGACUGCUCCAGCGUGAGAAGGAGGCCAAAGCCCUUGCCGAGGAGGAGGCGGAGGCUGCGCGGUUGGGCUUCACGGAGCCACAGAUCAAGAAGCUACACUCCUCAUUCUGCUUGUGGGCUGCAAGGACAGAUGAGGAGGCGAAAGAAAAAAACGAGGAGGCCAAGAACGAGAAGGACCUCUUGAAGGCCUUCAAUGAGCUGGCCACUCUGCCCGUUGACAGCUUCUGCGAGUUUCUCAAGCAAAUGAACUCCAGGUUGUCUGACACCGACCUUGAGCAUCUUCGCAAGCUCUUGACAGCGCUCAGGGACGUUCAGGCACCAGGUGACGCCGCUCUGCUACACGAAGUUGCAUCCCUUCCGAUGACGAACGAUCCGGAUGGUGUCAUCCACGCAGAGCUUCGUGAGGUGAGCUUUCCGCUCUUUGUGCGAUGCUUGCGGUGGAUGAUUGCCAACGACUUCUCUGACUCCCAAGAGGUCAUCAAGCUCUAG